GAGAGAACGUCAAAAAAAAAUAAAUAAAUAAAAACAAGUACUCUUAAUAAUAAUUAGUCAAGUGAUCCAUUAAUUAAAAAAUAAACGAUAUUUUUAUUCGAGAUUAACCAGGUUUAAUUUAAUAAAAUUUAUUUUUUUUAAUGUUUAUAAAUUGACCCAUUUUGUUUGGAAAAAAAAAAAAAGCAAAUAAAAAUGUCAGACAACGAUGAUGAUUACAUGUCAGAUAAAUUCAUACUUGGUUCUGAAGCAACAACAAAAGCACCAAGUUUAAUGUUUAAACCAUCACAAAAACGAGAAUUUGAAAAAAUGAAAAAAAAAGCUGAGAUUACUGCAAAAAUACGUGAAAAAAAUAAAUCAGUUAAAUUAAUGGAACAAGAAAAAAGAGAAGAAGGUUUAUCAUCAGCAAUAUCAAGUAGUAACAAAGGCUUUGAAAUGUUAAUGAAAAUGGGAUACAAGCCAGGUCAAGGUAUUGGAAAAACAGAGUCUGGUAGAUCAGAGCCAAUUCCCAUGGAUUUAAAAAUCAACAGACUGGGUCUUGGCAAAUGUGAAACAAGAAAAAAAUUAGCUCAAAAAAAUAUAAAUCCAACAGAAAAAUUAGAUAAUUUAAAUACAGAUAAUUUUAGAGAUAGAAUUGCUGCUAAAAAAUUAGAACAAUUGGCUGAUAUUGAUUUGUUUAAAAGUCAAAAAGUAUGUGAACAAUUAGAUACUAAAAAUAAUAUUAAAGAACCACAAUAUUCAUGGUACUGGCCAUUAGUUAAAAAAGAAAAAAAUAGUGAUGAUGAAGAAGAAGAAGAAGAUGAUGAUGAUGAAAAUACUGAAGAACCAGAAAAUGAAGAUGAUAAAUUAAGUACAAUUGAAAAAUUAGAAUUAUUAACAAAAUACCUGAGGAAAAAUUAUUUUUAUUGUAUAUGGUGUGGUGCAACGUAUGAUGAUGAUGAUGAUCUCAAAGAUAAUUGUCCUGGUAGUACACGUAAUGAUCACUGAUCAUCACAAUGUUGAUGUAAUAUUUUUGUUUAUUAUUUAAUUAAUAUUUAUAAAUAAAUAAUCAAUGUUAAAUUUAAAUAUAUUUUUUUGUUAAAAUUAUUAUAAGCUGAAGAGACUUGUGUUUGUGAUGAAAGGUUUGAAGGAGAGUGUAUUGGAUAUUUGAAAAAUUGAUUCAUGCUAUUAAGACUCAACAGGAGCUCAAUAUGCCCCAUGAAGAUAGUCAACAGGGUGGGAUACAACAAGUUGGUAUAAAAGCCAGCUAGUAGAAUAUUUAUUUUUCAUAACAAUCAGAAACUUGAACGUUGUUGUUCCAGUUAUUGUUGCUGUUAUAUUG
Messenger RNA from Aphidius gifuensis, 1318 nucleotides. Its product is annotated as G patch domain-containing protein 11. Gene Ontology annotation, molecular function: nucleic acid binding. NCBI's taxonomy places the organism in Eukaryota, Metazoa, Arthropoda, Insecta, Hymenoptera, Braconidae. Gene Ontology annotation, cellular component: kinetochore. The record is from RefSeq and is a predicted model, not a curated record. The transcript has 3 exons. Bases 193 to 984 code for a protein of 263 amino acids.